This is a messenger RNA of Sinocyclocheilus anshuiensis, 1048 nucleotides long. Its product is annotated as gastrula zinc finger protein XlCGF8.2DB-like. Gene Ontology annotation, biological process: regulation of transcription by RNA polymerase II. Gene Ontology annotation, cellular component: nucleus. The record is from RefSeq and is a predicted model, not a curated record. NCBI's taxonomy places the organism in Eukaryota, Metazoa, Chordata, Actinopteri, Cypriniformes, Cyprinidae. Gene Ontology annotation, molecular function: DNA-binding transcription factor activity, RNA polymerase II-specific. The coding region runs from base 2 to 1036 and encodes 344 amino acids. The transcript has 2 exons.
GAUGAAAAUGAAAGAAGAAAGACAAGAUCUGAAUGAGGAGGAGGAGAAAUAUCAGGAUCAGAAAAAUCGUGAUGUCAAUGGAGAAAAAUCAGUGAGUUGCAGCAUUAAAAAAACAAAAGUCAAAAGGCCUUUCAGCUGCUCUCAGUGUGGAAACACUUUCACAUGUAACAGAAAUCUUAAGAAUCACAUGUUAAUUCAUGCUGAAAUAAAGUAUUUCAGCUGCUCUCAGUGUGGAAAGACUUUUACACAGAAAGGACAAAUUAAUAAUCAUUUGGUAACUCACACUUCAGAAAAGCCUUUCAUCUGCUCUCAGUGUGGAAACAGUUUCACACGUAAAGCAAGCCUUGAGAAGCACAUGUUGAUUCAUGCUGGGAUAAAGUCUUUCAGCUGCUCUGAGUGUGGAAAGAGUUUUACAUAUAAAGGAAACCUUGAGACGCACAUGUUAAUUCAUACUAGAAUAAAGCCUUUCACCUGCGCUCAGUGUGGAAAGAGUUUCACAAGUAAAGGAAACCUGAGGGAUCACAUGUUAAUUCAUGCUGGGAUAAAGUCUUACAGCUGCUCUCAGUGUGGAAAGAGUUUUACAUAUAAAGCAAUCCUUAAGACUCACAUGUUAAUCCAUACUGGGAAAAAGCCUUUCUCCUGCUCUCAGUGUGGAAAGACUUUUACACAUAAACCAAGCCUUAAGAGGCACAUGUUAAUUCAUACUGGGAAAAAGCCUUUCACCUGCUCUCAGUGCGGAAAGACUUUUACACAGAAAGGACAACUUAAAAAGCAUUUGGUAACUCACACUUCAGAAAAGCCUUACAGCUGCUCUCAGUGUGGACAGAGUUUUACAUAUAAAUCAAACCUUAAUAGGCACAUGCUAAUUCAUAUUGGGAUAAAGUCUUUCACCUGCUCUCAGUGUGGAAAGAGUUUUACACAGAAAGUACAACUUAAGAAUCAUUUGGUAACUCACACUUCAGAAAAGCCUUACAGCUGCUCUCAGUGUGGAAAGAGUUUUACACAGAAAGGAUACCUUAUGGCUCGGUUCCACUGAGCGGUACGGUAC